CGCGCGCGCGCCGCCAAACCCCGCCCCGCGGCGCCGCGCACGCCGGACCCGGCCUCUCCCGCGCGCAGAGCCAGGGCGGGGCGGGUGGACUACGGCCCGGAACCGAGCCGCGAAGCCCCUCCCGCCCCCUCUGUGCUGGGUUCCGGGGACGCCAUGGAACCCCGAGCGGUUGCGGAUGCCGUGGAGACGGGGGAGGAGGACGUGAUCGUGGAGGCUCUGCGCACGUACAACCGGGAGAACUCCCAGAGUUUCACGUUUGAUACUGCCCAACAGGAGGACAGAAAGAGACUGGCGGAGCUGCUGGUUUCGGUCCUGGAGCAGAGUUUGCCGCCCUCCUGCCGUGUCACCUGGCUGCAGAGCAUCCGCAUCCUGUCCAGGGACCGUGGCUGUCUAGACAUCUUCACCAGCCGUCAGAGUCUGCAAGCCCUUGCUUGCUAUGCCGGCAUCUCCGCUGCCAGGGGGUCGUUCCCUGAGCCCCUGGACAUGGACGUGGUACUUGAGUCCCUCAAGUGCCUAUGCAAUGUCGUGCUCAGCAGCCCCAGGGCACAGGUGCUGGCUGCGGAGGCCCGCCUGGUGGUGAGGCUGGCUGAGCGCGUGGGGCUGCACUGCCAGGGCAGUUUCCCCCACGAAGUCCAGCUCUUCGACUUGCGCCUGCUGUUCCUGCUUACAGCGCUCCGCACAGACGUGCGCCAGCAGCUGUUCCAGGAGCUGCAGGGCGUGCACCUGCUGACUGGUGCGCUGCAGGAGACACUGGCAGUGGCCCCGGGACAGAGCCCUCCUGAGAUCCUCCCGCCCCAGGAGACUGAGCGGGCCAUGGAGAUCCUCAAGGUUCUCUUCAACAUCACUUUCGACUCUGUCAAGAGAGAAGUGGACGAGGAAGACGCUGCCCUCUAUCGGCGCCUGGGGACGCUCCUGCGGCACUGUGUGAUGGUCCCCGCUGCUGGAGACCGCACAGAGGAGUUCCAUGGCCACACAGUGAACCUGCUGGGGAACUUGCCCCUCAAGUGUCUGGACGUGCUCCUGAGCCUGGAGCCGCACGAGGGCUCCGUGCAGGUCCUGGGAGUGAGCAUGGAUGCGGUCAGCACCCUCCUCAGCUUCCUGGAGAAGCGUCUGCACCAGACGCACAGGCUGAAGGAGAGCGUGGCCCCGGUGCUGAGCGUGCUGACCGAGUGUGCCCGCUUGCACCGCCCCGCCAGGAAAUUCCUGAAGGCCCAGGUGCUGCCCCCGCUGAGGGACGUGAAGACCCGGCCCGAGGUGGGGGAGCAGCUGCGGAACAAGCUCGUCCGCCUCAUGACGCACCUGGACACGGACGUGAAGAGGGUGGCCGCGGAGUUCCUGUUCGUCCUGUGCUCCGAGAGCGUGCCCCGCUUCGUCAAGUACACGGGCUACGGGAACGCGGCCGGCCUCCUGGCCGCCCGGGGCCUCAUGGCGGGGGGCCGGCCCGAGGGCCAGUACUCGGAGGACGAGGACACAGACACUGAGGAGUACAAGGAGGCCAAGGCCAGCAUAAACCCGGUGACCGGGAGGGUGGAGGAGAAGCUGCCCAACCCCAUGGAGGGCAUGACGGAGGAGCAGAAGGAGCACGAGGCUAUGAAGCUGGUGAACAUGUUUGACAAGCUCUCCAGGCACAGAGUCAUCCAGCCCAUGGGGGUGAGUCCCCGGGGCCAUCUCACCUCCCUGCGGGACGCCAUGUGCGAGAGCAUGGAGGGCCAGCUCUCCUCCGACCCCGACUCGGACCCCGACUGAGGACGCCACACUGCGCCCCCAUCAGAACCAGUGCAGCUUCCAGAGAUGUCCUCGGGGUCCCUUUCUCCUCACUCCCCAAGUUGUGUCCCUGACCUGUCUCUGGCCCCCUUCCCGGCCGCUGGGACUGGGAAAGGGUUGUGCUGUUGGCACUGGGGAAGCCCGGCCGAUUGCCUCCCACCCAGCGCUUUCUCUCGCGAGCCAGGAGGCUGGGCGUCGGGGAAGCGGGCUGCUCGCUGGCCCAGGGCCCGGAAGUUGGCGGGGCCUCCAGUGCAAAGGGGGAAGAACCCGCUGGACCCACCUGCUGACGGGAGGUGCGCCGUCUGCCCACCAGGCGCAGCCCACGGGCUCCGUCUGCCUUCUUGGUCCUGGCCCAGCCGCCUGCUGUGCCGUCCAUAGUCCCGAGCCCCCCCCACCCACGCUGGUUGUGGCCGUGGCACCUCGGUCUUCCCCACUGGCGUGGGUCGUAAAUACAUAAGGAAAACACUGCUGGUGAGGCUGGGUCUGCGUCUCUGUCGGGUGCCACAGAAGCAUCGUCCUGGGAGUGUCUCGGGGAGAACGUGUGUGU
This is a messenger RNA of Artibeus jamaicensis (Jamaican fruit-eating bat), 2311 nucleotides long. RefSeq names its product RIC8 guanine nucleotide exchange factor A (gene RIC8A). The transcript is spliced from 10 exons. Gene Ontology annotation, molecular function: guanyl-nucleotide exchange factor activity; G-protein alpha-subunit binding. NCBI's taxonomy places the organism in Eukaryota, Metazoa, Chordata, Mammalia, Chiroptera, Phyllostomidae. Bases 154 to 1746 code for a protein of 530 amino acids. Gene Ontology annotation, biological process: G protein-coupled receptor signaling pathway. The record is from RefSeq and is a predicted model, not a curated record. Gene Ontology annotation, cellular component: plasma membrane; cytoplasm.